AGUCUCGGGGGAAAUCCCACUGAAAUAGAUUGUUCAAGAGUGGACUAUUGCUUUUUAGAAGUGAAGACUCACAAGACAUUUCAUCCAUAUUGACACAUUUCUACUGAAAUCAAGGACUCAAGACUCAAUGGGUUCUUGUCUUUGUUCUAGACGAAAGGAAAGUGAUGUAGAAACUGGGAAAGUGGAAGAAGAUAUAAAGGAUGGUCAAAAUGCUGCAGAAGAACUUCCAGGGGUAGUUGAUAACACUGAGGGAGUGGAAGAAAAUAUAAAGGAUGGUCAUGAUGCUGCAGAAGAACUUCCAGAGGUACUUAAUAACCGAGUUGAUAACACUGCACCUCUUAAAGUUCAGGCUCAGGUGCCACCUGAUCCACACGAUCCUGCUGCUUAUAAUCAUCCUCAUGCUAUUGUUGAUGAUGAUGAGAAAUUGAUUAGAACAGAAUUAGAGAGGGAUAAAUACCAGAGAGAG
This is a messenger RNA of Amphimedon queenslandica, 466 nucleotides long. RefSeq lists its product as uncharacterized. The record is from RefSeq and is a predicted model, not a curated record. The transcript is spliced from 4 exons. NCBI's taxonomy places the organism in Eukaryota, Metazoa, Porifera, Demospongiae, Haplosclerida, Niphatidae. The annotation marks the transcript as partial.